AUGUGCAGAGUUCUGCGGGCCGACGUCCAUACUCGAGCCGGAGCCGCGACUCUUCUGGGUGUCGAGUCCGCGCAGCUGUACUCGGAUGCGGCGAUCGCGGACGUCGACAAAGCUAGUAGAGCGCUCAUCAAGAAGCUCGAGAAGCUCGCGCAGGUGGGUCCGGAAUACGACCGAGCCUGCGCCGCUUGCCACGAAGCCGUGGCAACGCUGAAGCGUCAGUGCGGAGAUGAGGCACUGCCGCGCUACGAGGCGUUGUUGAAGGAGGGCUUGCCCUCGUCACGCUCCAUGGGGGCCAG
This is a messenger RNA of Symbiodinium sp. CCMP2456, 296 nucleotides long. NCBI's taxonomy places the organism in Eukaryota, Dinophyceae, Suessiales, Symbiodiniaceae. The record is from the annotation of a GenBank genome assembly.